This is a messenger RNA of Arachis ipaensis, 1445 nucleotides long. The record is from RefSeq and is a predicted model, not a curated record. NCBI's taxonomy places the organism in Eukaryota, Viridiplantae, Streptophyta, Magnoliopsida, Fabales, Fabaceae.
CUGCAAUGUGUCUCCAAUCUCUUUCUUGUUCCUAAUCUCUGUCGGCAUAUUCUAAUAAUUCGAUAAUGUCUGGUUCCUUUCUGCGUAGACAUGAUCCUGCACUGCCCAUUUCCGAUUUUUCUGUCUUUUUUGGCUCCCUUGGUCACCAAAGUUUGAAACAUUGGCCCCAAUUGUUUUAGUUGGUGAAUUGGGUGCUUGAAAAUCUUAAUGCAUAUUCUCCUUGCUCUUUAUGAAUCAAUCAAUAAGCAAAUCAGAGUUUGUUGUGUCAAGUUUGCUCUUGUAGCUAGGUAGUGCCACUGGCAAUUGUUGCAAGUUUUUCUUCGCAAUUAUGAGUUUUGUUUUCAGAGGGAGUAGGGGAGAUAUUGAAAGUGGUUUUCCAGAUUAUGUUCCUGAAAGAUCCUUAAUGCGUAUUCAUCCGGCUCGACCAAUUAGUAGCAAUUCUCUGGCUUUUCUUACCACAGUUAUUGUGUUAUUCAUGCUGCUGAACUCUCCUCAGAUGGCACAUUAUUUUAUGUUAUGGCUUGUGCUUGCUGUUUUUGCGAUGGCUACAAGCUUGAGGAUGUACACAGCUUGUCAGCAUCUUCAAGCUCAGGCCAGGGCUCAUGCAGCAGCAGCAACUGGAUUGCUUAGCCAGACCGAAUUAUGGCUUCAUGUGCCACCAUCCAUAGCAAUUGCAACUAGAGGACAAUUGCAGGGGCUUAGGCUUCAGCUUGCACUACUUGAUCGUGAAUUCGAUGAACUAGGGGUAGAUUAUGAUGCUUUGAGAGCUCUUGACUCUGAUACUGCUUCGACUACUACUUCCAUGACUGAGGAAGAGAUAAACGCCUUACCUGUUCACAACUAUAAAGUUGCAGUUCCAACAAAGGAUUGCUCAGCAGGGUUGGGAUCCUCUUCGGGUGCUGCUGAGAAUAAGCAAGCCUGCGAAGGAGCCGAGGGAAAUAACCAAGGCCCGGAAGAUGAGCUAACAUGUACCAUAUGCUUGGACCAAGUUAACCGUGGCGAACUAGUCCGUAGCCUGCCAUGCUUGCAUCAGUUUCAUGCCAACUGCAUUGAUCCAUGGCUCCGGCAGCGAGGAACAUGUCCGGUGUGCAAAUUUAAGAUGGGUUCGGAAUGGCGAGGAAACAGGGAGACCGAGACUGAUUCCGACGGUUCAGAUAUUGCUUAGUAUUCUUCCAAUCAACAUAUAGCUGUAAAAUGCAUGAUGUGUGUAUAUCAAGUUCAUCCGUUCAAGUAUAUAGCAAAAUAAAACAAUAUGAUGUGAUGUCUUUACCUUGAACUUGUUCUUACUCCUUAGGAUAACAAUAUUAUGAAUCAAAUCCAUGUUUGGUCAUAAUCACAUUAGGGAAGCUGGUUUGUCUUGGACGCUACAUGCUCUCCAUCCUUUGCCAUAUGCAAAAAUACAAAAGUGAUUCAGCAAUUACAUUAUUAUUUUUAUUAUUAUGUCA